GAAGUCGAGGAUGGAUCGGGCGGUAGCACCGCUCAAGCGAGAGAGGACCGAGGCCCUAGAGAGGAGACUUAAAACCAGGCGGUCCCCGGCCGGAGGAGGCCGAGGCGAGCUGCUGGACGGCGGGGGCCGAUGGGGAGCAGCAGACCAUGGCAAUGCACUCACUCCGCCCGGAGCCAACUCUUGUCUGCAGGCGCACCCCCCCACCCUUACGUCUCUUUUGGUUUCGACCUGCUGACUGGGAGGGGCCGCGGGACGCCAUUCCCACAAUGCUCUGGAGCGUGCCGCCGCUGUCGCUGCCGCCUCCGCUACCGCUAGUGGAAGAAGAUGGCGGAAGGCGGAGCGGCAGAUCUGGACAUCCAGCGGUCUGACAUCGCGACGCUGCUCAAAACCUCCCUCCGGAAAGGAGACACCUGGUAUCUAGUAGAUAGUCGCUGGUUCAAACAGUGGAAAAAAUAUGUUGGCUUUGACAGUUGGGACAAAUACCAGAUGGGAGAUCAAAAUGUCUAUCCUGGACCCAUUGAUAACUCUGGACUUCUUAAAGAUGGUGAUGCCCAGUCACUCAAGGAGCAUCUUAUUGAUGAAUUGGAUUAUAUACUAUUGCCAACUGAGGGCUGGAACAAACUUGUCAGCUGGUACACAUUGAUGGAAGGUCAGGAACCAAUAGCACGAAAGGUGGUUGAACAGGGUAUGUUUGUAAAGCACUGCAAAGUAGAAGUAUAUCUCACAGAAUUGAAACUCUGUGAAAAUGGAAACAUGAACAAUGUUGUAACUCGAAGAUUUAGCAAAGCUGACACAAUAGAUACAAUUGAAAAGGAAAUAAGAAAAAUCUUCAAUAUUCCAGAUGAAAAGGAGACCAGAUUGUGGAACAAAUACAUGAGUAAUACAUUUGAACCACUGAAUAAACCAGACAGCACCAUUCAGGAUGCUGGUUUAUACCAAGGACAGGUGUUAGUGAUAGAACAGAAAAAUGAAGAUGGAACAUGGCCAAGGGGUCCUUCUACACCUAAGUCCCCAGGUGCAUCCAAUUUUUCAACUUUACCAAAGAUCUCUCCUUCAUCUCUAUCAAAUAAUUAUAACAACAUCAACAACAGAAAUGUGAAAAACUCAAAUUAUUGUCUCCCAUCCUAUACUGCUUAUAAGAACUAUGAUUAUUCAGAACCUGGAAGAAACAAUGAACAGCCAGGCCUCUGUGGCCUUAGUAACUUGGGAAAUACAUGUUUCAUGAAUUCAGCUAUUCAGGCCUAGGAGGCUCAUGAUUGGCUUCCUGGAAGAAGCAAGUCUUCAGAUGGAUUUGAAGCAAGGGAGUGAUAUGGUCUUUUCCACUGGAAAGCAGCAUGGCGUAAGACAGUUGUUUUCAAACUCUUUACUUGAAAGUAAUAGGGCUCCUUAAAUAGACUCUAGGAGAUCAUUGAAAAAAAUGUUAUCAUUAUCCCUGUCAUGCAGUGCAAAGUCAGUUGAGAUUCCAAGUUUUGGGGGGUUUUUGUUUUUUGGGUUUUUUUUUUUUUUUUUUUUUGUCUUUUUGGGGCCAUACUUAUGUCACAUGGAAGUUCCCAGGCUAGAGGUUGUAUCGGAACUAUAAGCCGCUGGCCUACGCUACAGCCACAGCAACAUGGGCUCUGAGCCACAUCUGUGACUUACACCAUAGCUCAUGGCAACUCUGGAUCCUUAAACUCACUGACUCACUGAGUGAGGUCAGGGAUCAAACCCACAUCUGGGUUUGUUACCACUGAGCCAGGAAGGGAAUUAUUUAUUUAUUUAUUUAUUUAUUUUAAGAUUCCUAUGAUCCUAAGGGGAAAUUUUUCUUCAAUAAAUUCAGAAGAAUAUUAUAUAGAAAUGUGAGAUUUUUGUUAAGACUUAAAGAGAAUGAGUACUGCUACAACACAGGAAUAACAUUCUUUUAAGAAACUAGGUCCUCAUUAUAAUGUAAAACAGUGAAAAAGUCAUCACUAAAACUAUUAUUUCUAUGUUAUAGCUUUGAAUGUGACUAAGUAUAAUGCUUUUCUGCUCUCUUUCACCUUCAGACUUUCUUUUCGCAUUCAUUGGAACAAAUUCUUAGAAACCCAGUUUAACACGAAGCUUUCUAAUUUUAUUCAAAUUAACCAAUUUUAUAGCAGAAUACGUGAACAUAGUUUCAAUUAUGAAAAGAAACACCUAAGAAAAUGAUGACUUCUGAGAAUGUGACUGAUUAGAAAUUCAAAUACUGUUCCUAGGGCAGCUUUUUAUCUAUCCAGGCAAUUAAACUCCAUUAUUUGAGUUCCUUACAUGUUAUAUGCUAAAAAUUACAUGGCAAACCGGCAUCAAAAAUAUGUUUAAUCUUCUAUCAAAUGACAGCUCAAUCAGAUCUUUUCCAUUUUGAUAAAUGUAAAGAAAUGGAAGCUGUCUUAUAUUAGAGCUAUUCGCUUUCUCAAUACAAAUACCAUGGUUUUUAACUUCUCCCUUGUGGGGAGAAGUAUCUGUUCCCUUUAGAAAAAAAAGGGGGGGGGCUGGGAAAGAGAACUUGAAUUCUUAGGCAGAUUAUUUAGACAAAGAGUAUAUAUAGUUAUACUAUGUAACUAACUAUAGCUUAGUUUUGUUAGUUUUCAUAACUGGGGCAGAAAUAGUAUCUCUGAAAGUAUACCUUGUACCUGUGUAACUUUUCCAAUAGUGAUUUCUAGUCAUGAAAAUAGGUCUUUCUUAACUAACAAUCUUACUUGUCUGCUCUUCACAUUCUUCCAAAUUAAUAUUACAAGUUUCUCUAGGAUAAAUACUUCUAUUUAUGAAUUAAUAUAAACUUUGUUUUGUCACUCCUUAAUUCUGUAGUAGGAAAUGACGUUAGUACAGAUAACAGGGAAAGACAAAGGUUAUUUCAAGGAAUUAUAAACAAUUACAUCUGAUUUUAAUAUAGAAUUGUUUUGCAUUAUACUCAUUAAGUAAAAUUACUUGCAGUACUCACAUUUGUAGCAAUAGUUAUUAAAUAAUUACACCAAAGUAUCUUAUAUUGAUUUUACUAAUUAUUCAAAGUAUUUGUAAUUGAAAGGAAAACGUAAGAAAUGUCGGUCUUUAAUUUAUAAUAGUAGCUACAAAUUUGCCCCUUCUAAAAAAAAGGGAAAUAAAAAGUGGUUCCAGUUUAUUUCUAUUACCUAAAAAUAAAAAAUAGUUCAUUUUCUAGAUGUCAAAAUCUUUUCUAAGAUACAUUUUCCUCCUUUAUUAAAGGUAUACAUAUCAUUCAAUACAAUGACUGCAGUAUUCUACAGUAUGUUAGGCUUAUGUUCUAAAUUUUAUAAAUUGGUAUAAUUGAAUUAUGUUGCUUGAAAAUAUAAGGUGCUGGACCGAUAGAACCUUAAAAAAGGGAAAGCCGUGCUACAUUCUUUUUAAAGGCUUGUUGUUUUUUCCUAUUUGCUCUAAUGUGUACAUUUAAAUUCUGUUAAGUUGAGGUUAUGCUGUUUUAAUUACUGAAAGGCCCUCAUCUAUUGGAUUUUUUUUUUCUUUUAAUGUCAUGCUUAAAAUCAUCUUUCUGUUUUAGUUGAUUAGUAGAAAUGGUUUGUGAUGUUGCAUGUUAACAAAUAUCAACUUUAUUAGUGUUGUCACUUUGCUUAGUUCAGUAUUUUUUUAGUACUGUAUAUAUGGAAACCAAUCGCUAAAUAUUAUCAGUCACUUUACAGUGCUUUAUAAACUGUACUAUACUGGGAGAGGGUCAGUGAUUGGUUACUGAAAACCAUUGCUUAAUUAAUAACAAUAUUUAAAGUAAAUUACUAAUUUUCAUAAACUCAUAUGAAAAUAUUAACAGCCCAGUAGUGAACCUGCAGCCUCUGAGAGUAACAAUACCUUUCUUUGCAUAAAGUAGUUUUUCAUAUUAUUGUCACUUAUUUAAUUUCCUCUUCACAGAUAUCUGAGUUAGGGCAUCAGGUAUCCUUAUUUCACUGAUGAGGAAAUUGAGACCAGGAAAGUUUAACUUAUCUUGCACUGAGACAAGUUGCUAAAUGAGUUUUAACUGGGCUGUUAUUCAAACUUUGAGAUAAUGUAUCUUUCAUAAUUAUACUAAUCAGCUUGUAAGAAAUGCUUUUAAAAUGUUUUAUUGUAGUCAAAUAUACAUAACAUUUACCAUUUUAACUGUUCUUAAGUCUACAGUUCAGUGGUACUGAGUAUAUUCAUAUUGUUGUGCAUUCAUUAAAAAUGUUUUUAUGGGAGUUCCCAGUGUGGUGCAGCGGAAACGAAUCCAACUAGGAACCAUGAGUUGCAGGUUCGAUCUCUGGCCUCGCUCAGUGGGUUAAGGGUUUGGUGUUGCCAUGUGCUGUGGUGCAGGUCACAGACGCGGCUCAAAUCCUGUGUGGUUGUGGCUGUAACUGUGGCCAGCAGUUGUGGCUCCGAUGAGACCCCUAGCCUGGGAACCUCCAUAUGAUGCGGGUGUGGGCUUAAAAAGCAAAAAAAAAAAAAAAAAAAAAAACAAACUUUUUAUGUUUAUGACUUGGAGCUCCCAUCAUGGCGCACUGGAAACAAAUCUGACUAGGAACCAUAAGGUUGUAGGUUUGAUCCCUGGCCUUGCUUAGUGGGUUGAGGAUCCAGUGUUGCCAUGAGCUGUGGUGUAGGUUGCAGAUAUGGUUCCAAUCCUGAGUUGCUAUUGCAUAGGCCAGCAGUUGUAGCUCCAGUUGUACCCUGUAGCCUGGGAACCUCCAUGUGCUGUGGGUGUGGCUCACAAAAAAAGCAAAGAAAAAAAAAAGUUUUUAUGUUUCUGAUAAAUAUAUGACCCCCCCGUAAUACAAGAUGCUUCCAUAAGGUGGUAUUGCUGUUACAUGAUUUUCCUUGGAGAUUAUAUACACACUUACUCAUUUGAGAAUGUGUUCAGAAUAGUUUAAGAACUCCUUUUGGAAUUGCUUUGAUUCUGAAUAUCACUGAUGGAUAUUUCUCUUCCUUUGAUGAUGAAGUCUAUUUUCAUACAUCUGAUGUUAUUCAGAGCUUUACCUGCAGAAUAUUGUAGGGGUCCAGCUGGGUACUUUUUUUCAGAUAAUAAAUAUACUCGGCAAAUAUUUUUUGAUGACCCACUAAUGCCUUUCAAUCUGAUGGACACUAGCCAUGGUAAACAAAACAGUAUCUAUUUCUUUGAGUUGUAGUCUAGUAGGGGAGAUAUACAUCAAAUAAAUAGUGAAUAUGAUAGGCAUCGUGAAGAGAAAAAAUCAUGCACGGUAAUGUGUAUAUAACAAGAACUGGCAUAGCACCUGAUUUAUACUGGAUGUCAUGCUCCGCAGAAGUAAUAUUUGUGCAAUGACCAAAGAAUAGGUGUUAGACACGUGAGAAUUGAAGUUGGAUUGAGCCACAAAAUGAGUAAAGCCCCUAAGACAGGCAAUUUUGAGAAAGUAAAGAUGAGUAACCUGUGGAAUAAUAUUUGAAGAAUAGAAUAAAAUGAAUUUGAAGAAGUUAGCAAAUGCCAGAUCAUGUAAGGGGAAUUUGAGUUUUAAUGUAUUGCAGAGGCAGAAGGUUCGAGACUGCCAUCAUCUUUUCUGGUUUAUUGCAUUUCUCUUCUAGCUAAUUUCUCUACUUAAACCCUUAACCCCUGUGGUCCAUCUUCAGUGAAGAGCCAGAGUGAUCUUUUUAAAUGUAAGGCAUUUUCUCUUACUCCUUGUCCAUGUCACUAAAUGCCUUCUCCUUUCACUGAACAAAAGCUGGAGUCCUUCAAAGAAAGUAUAAGGCCCUAUAUGAUCUGGCCCCUCCUAUCUCAUUUCCUACUACUUUCGUCCGUGCUUACUCUGCUCCAACCUCACUCACCCCCUCACAUAUACAAAGAAUGUUCCUACCUUAGGAUCUCUGAACCUAUAAUUUCCUAUACCUGGAAUGUUUUCUCCAAAUAUUUAUAUCCUUGCCCUCUCACUUCCCAUAGGUCUCUAUUAUUAGUCAGAUCCUUCCCCACUCAUGCCAUAUACAUUGAUAACUAUCCUCUUCCAUUCCAUGACCACCUAAUAGGCCAUAUAUAUAUACAUACAGGUAUAUAUAUGUCUGUAUAUGUAUAUACACCUGUAUGUGUAUGUAUAGGUAUAUAUAUCUCAACUCAUGCUGCAUGAGCACAGGGGCUUUUUUUAGUCACACUAUGGCUUCAUUACCCCAAACAGUGUCUGGCAGAUAGAAGGCAUUCAAAUUAAUGAAAAGUGAAGGAAAUCACAAGUGUGUGUUGGAUUUCUGGCUUGUACAUCUUAAUGUUAGCAUAAUGAUAACAGUGAGAGGAGAGACACAGAAGUAGAUUUGGAAUAGGGAAAAGAUUAUGAGUCAAUUUUAGGCAUAUUCAGUUUGUUCAGCCCAUGAAACAGCCACAUGGAUACAUCAUAGGCAGGUGGAUAUUCUACUUGGAAUACAGGCCAGAGGCCUAGGGUAGAAGUAUAAGUAUGGCUGUUUGUAGAUGGCAUUUAAAAUCGGGGAAAUGAUUACAUCUGAAGUGAGAGCACCUAUGAAAAAAAAGAUCCCAGGACUAAAUCUUAAAUAUAACAUUUGAAUGAAGGAGACCCUACUGUUGCAACAGGAAAAAAAAAAAAAAGGAUUAUGGAUGCAAGUAGUUUGUAAAUUUUGUGAUGAUUUCCAUUAUCCUAAAAUUGGGACAAGAUCAUAAGCUAAAAAUGAAAGAGUAAGAUUGCUCAAGAUUAUCAAGAUCUCAUUUGAGGUUGGAAACUAUCAAAUUAGAGUGGCAUAAAUUUAUUCACUUGAGAUUUUCUCUAGCAGUGUUUAGCUACAUGGUAGAUAAAAUAGGUCAGUAGGUUCAUACAAUAAAAUAAUUGUGUUCACCUAGGAUUGUAGAGAGAAAUGGACAAAAGAAUUAAGAGCAGCUAAAUUUGUUUUCUUGUUUUUAUUGGGCUAAUUUAUUUAACUAAUCCAAUAAACAUCCAUUGAGUCUCUACUCUGUGCCAAGCAUUGUUCUAGACAUUGGUGAUACAGAGUUGAAAAAUACAGUUCCUCCUCUGGAACUUUGGUAUAGUGAAUGUGAUAGACAUAUAAAUAAAUAUGAUAUAAUAUGUGAUAUGAUAGAAAGCAUAAUCAAUGAAAUAUUUUGGAAGCAAAGAAAAUAGAGCCAUGGGGAAAUAAGUGAGGCUUUGCCAAGGAGACGACAUUUGAUUUGGGUCUAGAUUUCAUUUGAUAGAGUACAUUUUCAUUUGAUAGCGUACAUUAUUGUUCAAAUAUCAGUGAAUUACUAGAGGUGGAACUAUAACAUAGCUCAUGCUUGUUCCCAUCUUGCUCCGCCACAGAAAUCUUUACAUCAGAAAAUUUAUUUUACCGUAGCAAAAAAACACAUUGUUCAUAGACUGAAACACAUAUUGACACCUCCUUUAUGCUAGAUAGCAGUGCUUUUUCAUAUGCCUGUCAGCUCUAAAAAGACAAUUACCUAAAAUAUUUUGAGCAGUGGCGGUAUCAGUAGAGCAAACAUAUAGCAUCCUAAAGUAAUUAUAUCAAAGAUAAUGUUCAUUUGAAUUUGAAGGGUUUACUGGAAAAUCAUCCUUUGCUUUAUAAUCAAGUCUUGUAUGUAAUUAAAACUCUGUCUCUGGUUUUCAUUUAGAGAUUUUACUUUGAGUAUAAACUGAAUCAUUGACACAUGCUAAUAGACGUAAACACGUGUAUUUAUUAUGUGUAUAUGAAUAAAUACAUAUAUUUUUAAUAAUUUGGUAUGUAAUUGAGGUAUUUUGUAUAAUUCUUCAGUAAUUGUCCAGGGCUUGUCUAAGCAUUAUGUAUUUGCCUGGAGAAGGCUUUCAGUAACUUUUUAAUAGAAAUUAAAAACCUAACUUUUUGACCAUAAUGGUACUAAUUGUUUAUAAGGAAAUUCUUAAUAGUAAUGUAUAGUUUAGGAUUCUUCUUAUAUUCAUUGAAUACCAUACCCAAAGUAUCUCUAUCAUCAUGAUUAUAUCACCAUCUUCUUGAGACCUCUGUUACCUUACCUGAGACUUGUUCCAUUAAUUGUCUCUUCUUUGCUCUAUGCCUUUAACCUCACUUCUUCACUGUCUUCCUUUCAGCUUAUAUACAUGAUCAAGUCUUCUUUUUAAAUGGGAUGGGAGAGAGAUGGAGUGAGGAAGACCUUUGACCUUGAAAAGGAUAGUCUGGGCUUUCUCGCUACUUUCUCAUGUUCCAUUCAGUUGUCCUCAUGUUUGCAGCAUAGCAUCAUAGUUUAAAGCUUGGAUUUUUCAGCUUGAUUGCUUAGAUUCAAAUUCUAGUUCUGUUACUUGUAAGUUGGUGUGACCUUGGAUAAGAAACAUUUUUAAUUCUUCAGCUGUUAAAUGAAGAUAAAGCACUUACGAAGUGCUUGGAACAUGACAAACACUAUGUAUCAACUGCUAUUAUAGCAUCACUGUGACCAUCAUACCUCUCAUAGAAAUUGUUUUUGGUAAGGUCAUUCUUGACUCCCUCUUUGCUAGGCUCUUUAUAGCCCCUUUACCUUUGAACGUUGAUAUCUGCUUGUAAAUGACAAGUCCCAAGUCUGUCUCCACCAUAAUUCUCUCUCCUGAGAGUUUCCCUCCAGUGUAUAACUGUUAGUUGGACAUUCCUGCCUGAAUAAUAUUACAGAUUAGUCUAAUUCAACAUGCCAGUGACUGAUCAUAUUUCCCAGAUACCCAAUGCUUUUUAUUCCUUAAGUUCACACAUAGGUGCAACCACUGAACCAAGUCAGAAUGUGAGACUUACCCCAAGUCCUGUUCAUUCUACUACCUCUUAAAUAUCACUUAUAUCUGUCCUCUCCUGUCAGUACACUGUUUUUAACACUUGAGCAGUAUUUUAAAUGAGCUAUUGAAAUACAUCUCUAACUCAUCUCUUUAUUCCAUUAUUUAUCCCCUUCUAACCCAUUUAAUACACUGUUUCCAGAGUCACUGUUUUUAUGCAAAUACAUUUAUGUUACCUCCUUGCUUAAAACUCAUUUCCUGUCACCUAAAGGAUAAAAUCCAAAAUGGACUCUACAUAUUUCUUUAACCAAAACUAAAAAUUCAUUAAGUUUCAAAUCUCUAUCUACAUUACCUCUUACCUGGUUGCCUUUCACACAUACAUACACACACACACCCUUUCCUCCUCAUCUCCUCUGGACAGAUAUCUUUUACACAGUGAGAAUAAUGAAAGUAGAGACUGUCUUUGGUUUUCUUUUAUAUCCCCAAUGUUUGGUGUAAUGCCAGAUAAUAGUAAGUACAUUAGAACAGUGUUUCUCACAGUGUGUUUAUGGAUAAAAGUGCUGGUCAACAAUAAAAUAGGUAUAGAAAUUACUAUAAGUGAUCCAAAAGUUUUAUAACAGACAGGGUAAUUUCAUAUCUAUUAAAUAUAAUACUUUUUUAAAUGGAGCUUUGGUUUUGGUACUUUUUUUAUUUCAUUUUUCUAGUGGUUCAUUUUUAUUAAAAAAAAACCUUAUAAAAUAUCAGUCUGUGACAAUUGAGAAAUUUUUUAAAAUGUUAGUCCUUACACACAUGGUUUGAGAAACACUGCAUUAGAAUUUACCUGAAAUAUUUAGUGCUUGUCCUAUACCAGAUUAAUGACAUUCUGGAACCGUCUAAAUCCCAAAGAGCACAAUAAUUUUUAAAAGAGUUAUAUAUAGCAUGUGGAGUUCACAUGGUGGCUCAGGGAGUUAAGAACCCAACUACUAUCCAUGAGGAUGGGGGUUCGAUCUCCAUCCACAGUCAGUGGGUUAAGGAUCUGGCAUUGCCACAAGCUGCAGUGAAGGUCACAGAUGUGACUCGGAUCUGGUGUUGCUGUGACUGUGGCAUAGCUGGCAGCUACAGCCCUGAUUCUGUCCCUAGCCUGGGAGCUUCCAUAUGCCGCAGGUGCAGCCCUUAAAAAACGUUAUACCACAUGAUGUAUGUAUUUCUUGCAAAUAACCAACUUGGGAAUGCUGGGACACAGGUUCAAUCUCUGGCCCGGCAUAGUUGGUUAAGGAACCAGUGUUGCCGUAGCUGUGGCUUGGGUUGCAAUUGCGGCUCAUAUCUGAUCUCUGGCGGGGGAACUCCAUAUGCCACAGAGUGCCCCCCCCCACAAAAAAAAAAAAACCUACAAAUUUAUGUAAAGUCC
Messenger RNA from Sus scrofa (pig), 9987 nucleotides. Lineage: Eukaryota; Metazoa; Chordata; Mammalia; Artiodactyla; Suidae. The record is from RefSeq and is a predicted model, not a curated record.